This is a messenger RNA of Aspergillus japonicus CBS 114.51, 1991 nucleotides long. Its product is annotated as Zn(II)2Cys6 transcription factor. NCBI's taxonomy places the organism in Eukaryota, Fungi, Ascomycota, Eurotiomycetes, Eurotiales, Aspergillaceae. Gene Ontology annotation, cellular component: nucleus. Gene Ontology annotation, molecular function: zinc ion binding; DNA binding; DNA-binding transcription factor activity, RNA polymerase II-specific. The coding region runs from base 128 to 1933 and encodes 601 amino acids. Gene Ontology annotation, biological process: DNA-templated transcription; regulation of DNA-templated transcription. The transcript is spliced from 3 exons. The record is from RefSeq and is a predicted model, not a curated record.
CCUUUGUGGCUCUCGGUUGCGCCAUCGCCUCCACCAAUCCGCAAAAGAACCCCAAGUACUCCGCAUCUGAGGUGGAUUGGUGCUCAAGGGCACCUACGAGGUGCGAUGUGACUCUCUUUUCACACUCAUGGCGACCUCUUUGACUCGACCGCGCUCGGAUCCGUGCUUCCAGUGUCGAACACGUAAGGUUCGAUGUGAUCGCAAAUUCGACAUCUGUAGCAACUGCGAGCGGUUGAAGUACACAUGUUCUUUUCAGGAAUCAGCGUCGCGUUCAGAAAACUCCCAGCGAAGGAAUGAGGAUGAGCCCGACCGUCGUCGAGCGGCCCGAGCAUGCCUACGAUGUCGCGCGCAAAAGUCUCGUUGCUCGGGAGAAAUGCCUCAAUGUGACAAUUGUCAACGGCGACAUCGUGACUGCCAUUACCCGGGGUCAAAGCGAGCUGGCACCUUCUUGAGGAAGGGCACCGACCAUGCUUCGAGCGCUGAGAGUCACCAGAAAUGUACUUCUCCGCUUCAAAGCAAGCAAGAGUUAAUCAAGUUUCUCGACCUCUACUUUCAGUACCUGUAUCCCCUCCCAGGGUACAGCUUCCUACAUGAGUCCUCAAUCCGACGAAUGUACUCGGAAGAGAGACUGGAGGAAAGCCUCGUGCUUGCCAUCUGCGCCAUUGUCAAUCUGCGCUGCCCGUCCUCAGGGCGAGUCUCCUACGAUAGCGCUUCCUGGAUUGCACGGGCACAAAGUCGCAUCCUUAACCAGCUCGAGAGGCCGUCAAUCUUUCACUUGCAAGCUCUGUUUCUCAUCAUCCACUAUCACGCCGAAGUAGGUGGUUUCGGGCGAGCAUUCAUGCUGGCAUCGCUCGCUAGUCGCCAAGUAACUGCUUUGCGUCUCAACCACGAAAGUCCCCGUCUUGGCUUCGUGGCUCAAGAGACCCGCCGUAGAGCUGCGUGGACGAUGGCUUUACUUGAUGGAUACUUCUCGGUCGGUCUUCCGGGCUACAGCACCAUCGACUAUGGGGAGAUCUACCAGCAGUUCCCUUGCCGCGAAGAAAUGUUCGGCUCGCCGAUACCGGAGUGCAUGAUCCGUCGUCCGUCUGGCAUCCCGACCGAUCAGUCCCCGGCCUCGCACGGUACGCUCGAACUCAUCUUGCGUCUGUCCAAAGUCCGUCGCGAUAUCAUUCGCCUGACUCGCCAACUCGCCCUCGUGGAACAGCCCGUCGUUGAUCUCGAUGCCAUUGCUCGAGGCUUUCAGACAAGCCUGUUGCAGAUCGGCGCCCAAAUCACCGCGUCGUUUGGGACCCCUUCUCCGAGCCAUGCUAAACUCCAGUCCCAAACCCAGCUACCAUCGCGGUGGCUGGGACGUGUCCUCGAAAUCCGAGUCGCAUGGCACCAAGGUCAGUGCGAUCUGUCCCGGAUAUUUCUUGCCGGCCAUCCCAACGCUGCAUCUUUGACGAUUCUCAAUUCCUUGAGCUCCAGCCCGUUCGUUCUUCAAGCCCGGGAGAAAUGCCACCAGCACAGCACGUGUAUCAUCGACUUCAUCUUGCACAAUGAGGCUCUCAUUCCUCCAACUUUCUUCUCUGUGGAUAUCGCCCGGUGUGUUUACCACGCGGCGCGUCUGUGUCUCCAUCUGGCCGGGGAUUCAGGUCGGAAAGGAUCAGGGAACUCACUGUCCCUGCCGCUGGGCACGGCGCUAGAGCGGGCAUCCUUGGCCGUAGCCUUCUUGCAGCGGAACUUUGGGCAGGCGGCUCAUGCGAAGGGGAUGAUCUUGGAUCUCGAGGUGUUGAUCGAAGCGUGCAGUAGCCCCCAGUCUAAAGAGGCGAGAGGAUCGAAUCCUGAUCGACUGGCUGGGUCGGAUGGAUUUGAGCGCCACCAUCAGCUAGCGGUGCAUAGUCUUCUCCAUCAGGCGGAGUUUGUGGAUGAUAGCUAUCUGUAUGAUGGGUAGUUUCAGCACUAGUCUGAUAAGAUGAACUUGGAAUUGGUUCAGCCUGAAUGAAGUUGGC